Molecule: messenger RNA, 2393 nt
Organism: Oncorhynchus masou masou (cherry salmon)
Lineage: Eukaryota; Metazoa; Chordata; Actinopteri; Salmoniformes; Salmonidae
Gene: lhfpl4b
Product: LHFPL tetraspan subfamily member 4b
Exons: 6
Coding region: 310-987 (225 amino acids)
Biological process (GO): sensory perception of sound
Cellular component (GO): plasma membrane
Source: RefSeq, a predicted model, not a curated record
CCUUUCCAGUCUGUGUCUAACCCCCCUCCCCUCCCUGCUCUCCUCUUUCCGUUUGUGACGGAGAUAAUCUCUCCGUGAUGCUGAUGGUUUGGGCCUGUGCAUGAUGUUGUUCAUCCAGCCUCCAUCAUUCCACGGAGAGAAACAGAGAGUCUCGCUUUUCAAAUGGUCUAUUUCUCCAUCACUCCCUCGUUCGUUCGGGACCAGAUCCUCUCGGCAUUCGUAAUCUAAAUCUGGUCUGAUUUCUGGUUGGUCGAUCUACAUUAAGGGGACGGAACCACAGCAGUCUGCUGCUAGCAGCGGAAAGUACUUAUGGCGAUGACCCCCCACACCGCUGAGGUAGCUCGUCUCUACCAGACAGAGUUUAUCCGUAGCGCCCGGGCGGUGGGCGUUCUCUGGGCUGUGUGUACCCUCUGCUUCGCCAUCAUCGAGGUUGUCAUUCUAAUACAGCCCUCUUGGGUGGGCACCAGAGAGGUUCACUACCAGGGAGGGGGCCCCGUGCCAAAGACUGGUACCCUGGGACUGUUCGAGGUGUGUGUGGAGUCUGAUUGGCCGGUUCCAGAGUGUCGUGGCUCACUGAGCACUCUGACCCCUCUCCCAGCCUUCCAGUCCCCUGCUGUGCUGGUUUGCAUGUCCCUGACCAUGGUCUGGAGCAGUGUCGGCUGCCUCUCCCUCUUCAGAUUCUGCAACGCCGCCACCGUCUACAAGAUAUGCGCUUGGCUGCAGCUUACUGCAGGGUUCUGCCUGGCUCUCGCCUGCGUGCUGUUCCCUGACUCGUGGGAUUGUGCGGACAUGCGGGACCUGUGUGGUGAUGGGGUAACCAGUUUCUCCUCCGGAAACUGCUCUGUCCACUGGGCCUUUGUCCUGGCCUUGUUGGGGGUCCUGGAUGCUGCCAUUCUUGCCACUCUGGCCUUUGUACUGGGCAACCGACAGGACGCUCUGCUACCAGAGGACACCAAGGAUGUGACAGGGUUUCUGCUGUCUGCUUAGACUGGCUGGUCCCCAUUCUGUGUUAUAUAUAUAUAUAGUUCAUGUCCCUCACUAUUUCCUCUCUCUCUCUCAUUAAUUUCCUGUCCCUCACUCUUUCCUCUCUCUCUCUCAUUAAUUUCAUGUCCCUCACUUUUCCCUCUCUCUAUCUCAUUAAUUUCAUAUCUCUCACUCUUUCCCCUCUCUAUCUCACUAAUUUCAUAUCUCUCACUCUUUCCUCUCUCUAUAUCUCACUAAUUUCAUAUCUCUCACUCUUUCCUCUCUCUCUCAUUAUUUUCAUAUCUCUCACUCUUUCCUCUCUCUAUCUCAUUAAUUUCAUAUCUCUCACUCUUUCCCCUCUCUAUCUCAUUAAUUUCAUAUCUCUCACUCUUUCCUCUCUCUAUCUCAUUAAUUUCAUAUCUCUCACUCUUUCCCCUCUCUAGCUCAUUAAUUUCAUAUCUCUCACUCUUUCCCCUCUCUAUCUUAUUCAUUUCAUAUCUCUCACUCUUUCCCCUCUCUAUCUCAUUCAUUUCAUAUCUCUCACUCUUUCCUCUCUCUCAUUAAUGUCAUGUCCCUCACUCUUUGGGUCCUUACUACGCUGUGUUGUGUUUCCUGUUCUCUUCUGGAACCUUCCCUUUGUUUCCCGUGAUGUCCUCCUCUAUCCAUCUUCAUUGGGUCAAUAAACACGCUGGAGGAAGAACCCUCUGACUCCUCCCCCUUGGUAUUACAUCACCAUGCAUAUCCUGGUUACAUAAUGUCCCUGCAUGGAAACGGUCACCUGGCAGCAGAAGACCUGGAGCUGUGUUCUACUCCCUGAGACUGAGGACAAUGAUCUCCUGGAUGUUUUAAACCCUUGAGAGGCUACCGGUGCUGGACUACGAAGGAGGGAAGAUGGUGACACCCCGAGAUUUAGGACAUUAGUGCUGUUACAGUUCAUUUAUGACGGAUUAUAUACAGAUAUAUUUCUCAAUGUUCAGUGUUUUGAGGGACAGUGUUUUGUAGGCGUGUAGGAAUGAUGUUUUUAAUGUUGUUUGUCCCCUUUAAUAUGAGAGAAUAUUUUUGCCUUAUUUCCAUAUCCCCCGCCUGAGGGAGGCGAGAUGUGAUGAGGAUGCUUGAGAAAAGCUUUCUUGUAGAGUGUUCUUGUCUUAGAAAAAUUCCAUGAACUUUAUAGAAUAGUAUAUCCUUCUUUUUUUUCGGUGUAAAUAAAAAAAAAAUUGUAUUAAAUACCUUUUUGUUUAUACUAACCCUGAUAUUGAGUAAUUUGUCAAAUUCUGUUAUUGUGUGCAUGUUUUACUGUAGUGCCAUUUCCAGUAAAUGUGUGAGAUAUUGUAUUUCUUGGUAUUGUGUAUUAUGUAUUGCCUGUACUGGGAUUAGAAGGCAACAAUCACUCUACGACACAAUAUUAAAACGUAUUCCAUCUCAAAACGCAA